AAACCAGUUAUCAACCAUGUACAGAACUCAAUUAGCUAAACAAGUCUCUACCAAGAGAAUCUUACUCAAACAAUUCUCUACCACUUCUCAAUUGUCAUCUUGGAAUGAUAUUCCAUUAGCUCCACCUGAUAAGAUUUUGGGUAUUACCGAAGCUUUCAAGGAAGACAAAAAUACCAAGAAAAUUAACUUGGGUGUUGGUGCUUACAGAGACAACCAAGGUAAGCCAAUUAUUUUCCCAAGUGUCAAGCAAGCUGAAACCAAGCUCUUGCAAACUGAAACUGAAAAGGAAUAUACUCCAAUUAACGGUUCCAAGACUUUCCAAAACAUUGUCAAGAACUUCAUUUUCAACAACUCUAACAAGGAUGCUAACGGUAAGCAAUUGAUUGAAGAUGGCAGAAUUGUCACUGCUCAAACUAUCUCCGGUACCGGUUCUCUUCGUGUUAUUGCUGAUUUCUUGAACAGAUUCUACUCUUCCAAGAAGAUUCUCGUUCCUCAACCAACUUGGGCUAACCACGUUGCUGUUUUCGCUGAUGCUGGUUUAACCCCAGAAUACUAUGCCUACUAUGACAAGUCCAAGAAUGACUUGGAUUACGCCAACUUGAAGAAGUCUUUGGCUGAACAACCAGAAGGCUCCAUUGUUCUUUUACAUGCUUGUUGUCACAACCCAACUGGUAUGGAUUUGACUCCAGAACAACAAGACGAAGUGUUACAAAUCGUCCAAGACAAGAAAUUCUUCCCAUUGGUUGAUAUGGCUUACCAAGGUUUCGGUAGUGGUAUUCCAUAUGAAGAUAUUGGAUUCAUUAGAAAGUUGACUGCUUUAGCCAACUCCAACAAGAUUCCAUCCUUUGCAUUAUGUCAAUCCUUUGCCAAGAACAUGGGUCUUUACGGUGAACGUACUGGUUCUAUUUCCAUCAUUACUUCUUCUGGUGAAGCUUCCAAGGCUGUUGAAUCCCAAUUGAAGAAGUUGAUUAGACCAAUGUACUCUUCUCCACCAAUCCACGGUUCCAAGAUUGUUGAAACCAUUUUCCAAGAUGAAGCCUUGUUGCAAUCUUGGUUAAGCGACUUGAACCAAGUUGUUGGUAGAUUAAACACUAUCCGUCAAACCUUGUAUGAUAGAUUAGACAAGACUAACUACAACUGGGACCACUUGUUGAAGCAAAAGGGUAUGUUUGUUUACACUGGUUUAUCAAGUGAACAAGUUAUCAGAUUGAGAAAUGAAUUCUCUGUCUAUGCUACUGAAGAUGGUAGAUUCAGUAUUUCUGGUAUUAACGACAACAACGUUGAAUACUUGGCCAAUGCUAUUAACGAAGUUAUUAAGAAGUAAUAAAAAAAAGUUUUAUAUAUAGUUAAUAAAUGAAAGUAUGAGUAUU
Molecule: messenger RNA, 1370 nt
Organism: Spathaspora passalidarum NRRL Y-27907
Lineage: Eukaryota; Fungi; Ascomycota; Pichiomycetes; Serinales; Debaryomycetaceae
Gene: AAT1
Product: aspartate transaminase
Exons: 1
Coding region: 17-1324 (435 amino acids)
Biological process (GO): biosynthetic process; L-aspartate catabolic process
Cellular component (GO): mitochondrion
Molecular function (GO): L-aspartate:2-oxoglutarate transaminase activity; pyridoxal phosphate binding
Source: RefSeq, a predicted model, not a curated record